AUGCUGGUUCCCCCGUCUCUGCUACCAGGAGAAGAAGCUGCUAACGCUGUCGUGGCAGUCGCCUUCGUGGUUCUCUUGCUCAUCUCCUCAUCGAUCGGCCUGCUUCCGUAUUCGUCUCUGCCCUCCACACCUGCGGCCGCGCAACCAUAUAUUCCGCGCCAGUCCGACAAGGUGCUGCAUUUUAUAUUCUUUUUCGGCCUCACAGCGACCUUCUACUUCAUCCUCGAUACCACUCGAAGACGGGUCAUUCACUUUACCUUGGUGGUUUGCACACUAUGUCUUGCCGUGGGAAGCGAAGUGGCCCAGCAUCUACUGCCAAAUGAUCGCGAGUUCGACCCUUGGGAUGUCCUCGCCAAUGUAGUGGGGAGCCUUACAGCUUUGGGACUGGCCAGUGCAUACCAUCGACGUGCGGCCGAAAGACGAAGAAGAGCGAAGUUUUCGGCUCUCACGGGUGACGCUCUCGAAGGAGAAGAUUUGGAGCUAGGGGAGGGUGCGAAUAGGGUGCUUGGAGGAUCCAGCGUCGACGGCCAAGAAACCGGCGUUGUGCAACGGUCUCUCGACGAAGAGCUAGAUAACUGGAACGAGAAUGUUCCCGACGACGCCUGGGACGAAGACGAAGAUAUAACGACGAGUGGUCAGAACACCAAAGUGACCCCCUCGACAAGCUCGGUGGGAAGCGAAGAGCCUCCCAAGAAAAUGGCCGUGGAUUAA
Molecule: messenger RNA, 711 nt
Organism: Capronia coronata CBS 617.96
Lineage: Eukaryota; Fungi; Ascomycota; Eurotiomycetes; Chaetothyriales; Herpotrichiellaceae
Exons: 2
Coding region: 1-711 (236 amino acids)
Source: RefSeq, a predicted model, not a curated record